Messenger RNA from Caenorhabditis sp. 36 PRJEB53466, 850 nucleotides. The record is from the annotation of a GenBank genome assembly. Lineage: Eukaryota; Metazoa; Nematoda; Chromadorea; Rhabditida; Rhabditidae.
AUGGGUCGCAUGCACAAUCCAGGAAAGGGAAUGGCCAAGUCGGCCAUCCCAUACCGCCGCUCCGUGCCAUCGUGGCAGAAGAUGACUGCCGAGGAGGUCCAGGACCAAAUCGUCAAAAUGGCCAAGAAGGUUUGCGACAGAUCUGAGGAGUUAUUCGGUGCGAUUCCGAUAACUACCAUAUGAUCCCCGGGCGACCAGUUUCCAAGUUGGACAUGGGCCCAGGAGAUGUGUAGGUCGAGCAAUCGAUGUCCAUUUCCUUAUUGAAUCUUUGACAUUACCGAACGUUGUCAUUUCAGGGUCUUCGCCCGUCCCAAAUUGGAGUAAUCCUCAGGGAUUCCCACGGAGUCGGACAGGUUCGCCGUCUCGCUGGAAACAAGAUCUUCCGUAUCCUCAAGUCCAAAGUAAGGGUCAGCUCGGGGACAAAACGUCGCUCUUCAAAAGCACUGGCUAUAGGGCUCUGUCUUGUCCAUGCCAGCCGUCAUAUAGAGCAAUAUGAAUUAUCUUGUUUUUGGGUGAGGUGUAAUUGUUCCUAGAUUAGAUCUCAAUAACACGAUGACAAUUCUUUAAAAUUUAAAUCACCGCGGCAGCUGUAUCAUUUCAAUUGUUCAGAGUUAACUGUUUUUUUCAGGGAAUGGCCCCAGAGCUCCCAGAGGAUCUCUACCAUCUCGUCAAGAAGGCCGUCGCCAUCCGAAAGCAUCUCGAGAGAUCCCGCAAGGACAUCGACAGCAAGUACAGACUCAUUUUGGUCGAGUCGCGUAUCCACCGUCUGGCCAGAUACUACAAGACCAAGCGUCAGCUUCCACCAACCUGGAAGUACGAGUCUGGAACCGCUGCUUCCCUUGUCUCGUAA